CUUAUAUCCGCUAAUACCGCGACGGACAUUUACCCACAAGCACCAGCUGCCUCACAGUUCCGUGUCGUGGAGCUCCGAGUCCGGGACACUUUUUUGUUUACGUCUGCUGAAGUGUGAGGAGAGAGAAAGUCAGCUGUUUGACAUGGCCUCGCCUGACGAUACAGAAGGCUCUCUGACUCCUGUGGACUUUAUCCAGCUGCAGCAUUACAUGGAAUACAGCACUUUGAGGGUGAAAGAUGUGAUUAAGGAGUUUCACCCCGGGGGUCGUCUGGCCCAGCACAGCGUCGGAGAGUGCGUGGAUGCAGUGGGUUUCUGUCUCUUUCUCAAGACCUACCUAGAAGUGGACGACUUCCCUGCAGAUUUCUGCCAACGCCUUUUUCGCUAUUUUCAACAUGCGGAGCAGGAUGGGUGCACAAAGAGUCCUCUGCCCAAAGGAGGUGGGGUCUUUCUUCGGGAUGUGUCCUGUUACUUCUCAGUGCUGGAAGAAGGACAGCCCAGAGAGAAGCUUGAGUUUACUUUCAAGCUUUACGAUAAAGACUGCAACCAACUCCUGGACAGCUCUGAGGUGGAUCGUAUAAUCACCCAGAUGGUGCGAGCGGCUGAUUACCUGGGCUGGGACGUGACUGAACUUAGACCAGUGCUCAAAGACAUGAUGAAAGCGAUCGACGUGGACAACAGUGGGACUGUCACUCUGGAUGAAUGGGUGAAGGGAGGCAUGAACAAUGUGCCUCUGCUUGUUCUGCUUGGACUGAAGAUGACAGAGAGGGACGGGCAGCAUAUUUGGAGGAUGAAGCACUUUAACAAGCCGACCUACUGCGGCGUGUGUCAGAAUAUGCUGCUCGGCCUCGGGAAGCAGGGACUCAGCUGCACCUGUUGCAAGUACACUGUCCACAAUCAGUGCGCCAACCAGAACCCUGAACCCUGUGCUCGGACCUUUGUCAAGUCGAAAAAGGAGAUUGGGGUAGCUGCUCACGACUGGAUCAGAACUGACUGUAAAUCCAGCAAGUGUCAGGUCUGCCACAAGAGGAUCAAAACUUUAGCGGGGAGGCGCUGUGUGUGGUGCCUGGAGAUGCGUCAUGAUGAGUGUCUGUUCACUGGCUCAUCCACUUGUGAUUGUGGGCCACUGAAAGAUCACAUACUGCCUCCGUGGGCCAUAUACGCUGUCUCAAAGGAGGAGGACACCAGCUUGUUAAACGUCACCCCGGAUGGCCACAUCCUGCAGAUUGUUUCAAUUCCAGACACACACCCUCUGCUUGUGUUUGUCAACCCAAAAAGUGGAGGAAAGCAGGGUGAACGAGUGCUCAGAAAGUUUCAGUACCUGCUGAACCCGCGUCAAGUGUACAACCUUUCCAACGGAGGUCCUGCACCAGGACUACACUUCUUUCGCAAUCUGCGUGAGUACAGGAUCUUGGUGUGUGGAGGAGACGGCACUGUCGGCUGGCUCCUGGAUGCUAUAGACAAAGAAAACCUGCCGGUGCGUCCUCCAAUAGCUGUCCUGCCUCUGGGCACCGGGAAUGACCUUGCCCGCUGUCUACGCUGGGGAGGAGGCUACGAGGGGUCAGACCUGAGAGAGACCCUGAAGGAGAUUGAAGCCAGCGAGUUGGUAGACAUGGACCGCUGGAGCAUCCAGGUGAUACCAGAGGACCCCCAAGACACAGGAGACCCAGUGCCCUAUGAGAUCAUUAACAACUACUUCUCUAUAGGAGUGGAUGCUUCUAUUGCUCAUCGUUUCCACUCGAUGAGAGAGAAACACCCCCAGAGAUUCAACAGCAGAAUGAAGAACAAACUUUGGUAUUUUGAGUUUGCCACUUCUGAGACAAUCUCUGCAUCUUGCAAGAAGCUGAAGGAGUGUCUCAUGAUUGAGUGCUGUGGGAAGUAUAUAGACCUGAGCAACAUAUCUCUGGAGGGCAUAGCUGUCCUCAACAUACCCAGCAUGCACGGAGGCUCCAACCUCUGGGGCGAGUCCAGGAAGCCUGACGGUGUGCCAGAGGUGGAGCACAGUGAGGUUAUCACUGACCCUGAACUUCUUAAAACAGUCUCUCAAGAUAUAACUGAUGAACGUUUGGAGGUGGUGGGGCUGGAAGGAGCCAUAGAGAUGGGACAGAUCUACACUGGACUGAAGAGCGCCGGGCACAGACUGGCACAGACCUCCCAGAUUACCAUCAGGACAGUCAAAGCUCUGCCUAUGCAAAUCGACGGGGAGCCCUGGAUGCAGCCGCCAUGUACUAUCCACAUAACUCACAAGAACAAAGCUAAUAUGCUGAUGGCUGCACCAGCAAAACCAACUGGCUUCUUCCACCUCAAGUAGAUCUCACGACGUCCUCCAGUCCACCGAGGGUCAUAGCAGAACACCUGUAUUAUUGUGAAUGAUGCAGGAUGAGUAUUCAAAAGACAACAUCCAUCGCUGAAUGUGUAACUGUGUGUUUCCUUUGUUAAGUAUUACUGUGUAUGUAUCCCUGAUAUAAUUCUAAUAUAGUACAGACAGCUUGCACUGAGGCAGAGACCACACCGACAAAUGUUUCAAAAGUGCAAAUUUCAGUCUGAUUGCUGCUAUUGUGUGCCAACUUAAAUGUAAUGCAUCCAUUAUUGUUGUGUAUCUACAGUGUACGGAUAAGGAGUAUUUGUUUAUUUUUAUUAUUUAGUUGUGGUUCGUCAAACUCAACAGUCGUGUCAUGUGAGUUUCAUCUCCACUUCCUAAUGCAGUGGAUGAUGAUGUGGUUUUGUUCCUUCCUCAGCAGCUCGACAACUCUGUUCUCACGUCUUUCUCUGUCUGUGUUCAUCCCACUAAGUCAGAAAAUUAUACCAUGUUAUUGUUUUUUACCGUUUCCUAGAGAAAUUAUGUGAGAAACACGCGCUUUAAUGUGGCUUUAUAAAGAUUUGAUCUACAGGUACAUCUCAAUCAAUUAAGAUAUCAUAGAAAGUUUAUUUAUGUCAGUAAUUCAAUACAAAAAGUGGAAAUAACACAUUAUAUAGAUCCAUUACACACAGAAUGAAACAUUUCCUGUCUUAAUUUAUUUAAUUUCUUAAUUUCAUAAGUAUAAUGAAUAUGGCUUAAAUUUAAUGAAGAAAAAUUCAGUGUUUCAAAAAUGUUUUAAUAUUACAAAAGACCAAUUUAAAAACAAGUAUGUUUAAUAUGGAAAUGUUGGCCUCUGAAAAGUAUGCCCAUCUAUAUGCACUCAAUACUUGGUUGGGGCUAUUUGACUUGAACUACUGUAAAUUGACUUUUCUAUGAUAUUCUAAUGUAUUGAGAUGCACCUGUACAGUUUAAAAACAGUCAGUGCACAUUAAUGUUUCUAAUACAUGAACGUGCACUGGACAAGAGUAAUGUCAGUAAUCUUAGUUUCCUGCAUGAUGUCGCCCUGUGACUUUGCUGCCAGUUUAUGUCUUUGCAUCAUCUCUGUAAUCAGUCACAAAAUACACAAAAACCCUCAGAAUUGUAAUGAAAUUAGGAUAUUUAUCACACAAUAAUCUACUUUGAGACUGGAGAAAUGUUGGAAAACUUGCCAAUGUUAGAUUUUGUUUAAUUGAUGUGCAUGAUGUGUCUUUAACUUUCAGUGUUUUGGAAUUCAGUGUCCUGGUUUACAUGUAACAAGCUCUCAUGUUCAUUAAUUGUCUUGUCUUAAUGUCAGAUUGUGUAGUUGUCCUUUGCUUGUGUGUCUGAAAAAAAUGCAUACUCAGUUCCCCUGAGACUCAUACAGCAUUGAAUUCUCCUUAUAAACAAUUACAAUCUGUCGCCCCACUACAAGUCUCUCUGUAAUAUGUGACCUGUUUAUAUUUCUG
This is a messenger RNA of Centropristis striata (black sea bass), 3780 nucleotides long. It is a transcript of the gene dgkab, whose product is annotated as diacylglycerol kinase, alpha b. The coding region runs from base 143 to 2308 and encodes 721 amino acids. Gene Ontology annotation, cellular component: plasma membrane. The transcript is spliced from 24 exons. Gene Ontology annotation, biological process: lipid phosphorylation; intracellular signal transduction; diacylglycerol metabolic process. The record is from RefSeq and is a predicted model, not a curated record. Gene Ontology annotation, molecular function: ATP-dependent diacylglycerol kinase activity; calcium ion binding. Lineage: Eukaryota; Metazoa; Chordata; Actinopteri; Perciformes; Serranidae.